Molecule: messenger RNA, 1420 nt
Organism: Aethalodelphis obliquidens (Pacific white-sided dolphin)
Lineage: Eukaryota; Metazoa; Chordata; Mammalia; Artiodactyla; Delphinidae
Gene: DOK2
Product: docking protein 2
Exons: 5
Coding region: 92-1330 (412 amino acids)
Biological process (GO): Ras protein signal transduction; cell surface receptor protein tyrosine kinase signaling pathway; positive regulation of MAPK cascade
Cellular component (GO): cytoplasm
Source: RefSeq, a predicted model, not a curated record
GAGAGAAGGGGGAACAUAGAGCAGAGAGGAGAGAAAGAGGGCGGGAGUGGAAGCAGAGAGCUGAAGCUCAGGGGCCCAGGAUGGUGGGAAGAUGGAGGAUGUGGCGGUGAAGCAGGGCUUCCUGUACCUUCAGCAGCAGCAGACUUUUGGGAAGAAAUGGCGCCGGUUCGGGGCGGCGCUGUACGGAGGGUCGGGCUGCGCCCUGGCCCGGCUGGAGCUCCAGGAGGGCCCGGAGAAGCCUCGCCGGGGAGAGGCCCCCCGGAAGAUCAUCCGCCUCAGUGACUGCCUGCGGGUGGCUGAGGCCGGAGGGGAGGUCAGCAGCCCCCGGGAUACCAGCACCUUCUUCCUGGAGACUACGGAGCGCCUGUACGCGCUGGCGGCCCCCACUGCAGAGCGGGGUGACUGGAUACAGGCCAUCUGCCUCCUGGCCUUCCCCUGCCAGAGGAAGGAGCUGAAGGGGAAGGGCGGCCGGCCCCGCAUGGAGGAGAAUGAAUUGUACAGCAGUGCGACCACAGGGGCCCCCUGCAAGGAGUUUGCUGUGACUGUGAGACCCACAGAAGCCAGUGAGAGGUGCCGACUCUGGGGAUCCUACACCCUCCGGGCCGGGGAGAGUGCCCUGGAGCUGUGGGGCGGCCCUCAGUUGGGCACCCAGCUGUAUGAAUGGCCCUACAGGUUCCUGCGGCGCUUUGGGCGGGACAAGGCAACCUUUUCCUUUGAGGCAGGCCGGCGCUGCCUCUCAGGGGAGGGCAACUUUGAGUUUGAAACCCGGCAAGGCAAUGAGAUCUUCCUGGCCUUGGAAGAGGCCAUCGCUGCCCAGAAGAACGCCUCCCCUCCUGGGCCCCCGACCCAGCCAGUCCCCAACCCUGCGGCGCUGCCCCGGCCGGAGAGUCCCUACUCCCGACCCCACGACUCACUCCCACCACUAUCGCCCACCACCGUCAGGGUUCCUGCCCCCCGGCUGCAGCGGGGCCCAGAGGGGGAGUACGCGGUGCCCUUCGAUGCAGUGGUACAGAACCUGCGGAAGAGCUUGAGGGGCAUCCUGGCCGUCCCUCCCCAGGCCCAGGCCGACCCUCUGUACGAGAGCAUCGAGGAGCACCCGCCCUCCCGACACGACCACAUAUACGAUGAGCCUGAGGGGGUGGCCGCCCUGUCCCUGUAUGACAGCCCACAGGAGAUCCGGGGUGAGGCCUGGAGGGGGCAAGCCGCAGCUGACAGGGACCCCAGCGGCCUCCAGCAUGUCUACCCAGCGGGACAGGACUUUGCUGCCUCUGGCUGGCCACAGGGGACUGAGUAUGACAAUGUCAUGGUACUUAAGAAAGGCCCAAAGUGAUGGAGGGUGGAGGAGAUGCGGACUCCGUCAGCUGCCAGGGCUGAAGUGGUCCUGUGCCUGCUGGGCCGGGCUUAGAGGCUGGUGGUGGUG